AUGACUCCAGGAGGGAGUCUUCCCGUUACGCCUCAUCACGAACGAGAGGAUCCCUUCGCGACUCCAAACACCGACCGACAGAACCCAUUCAGUGCGACUGCCACACCAGGUGUUUCGCGACCUGGAUCACCAUUUCUCCAGCCUACGGCACAAUCAUUGACUAAUCCACCAAUCAACAAAUGGAGGUUUAUCGCGUCUUUCACCGAGUUCAUGACGCUUGGACUCCACGAUGGCGCAAUCGGCGCGUUACUCCUCUACUUGGAGAGUUACUACCAUAUCGGCUACGUCCUCGUCUCCGUCAUCUUCUUGUCGAACGCAUUCGGAUACAUCAUCGGUGUCGUAGCCGGUCCAUACAUCUUCAACCGUUUCGGGCGGUUUUAUACGAUCGGCGCAGGUGUAGGAUUACAGUUCUUGACGUACGCGUUGAUCUGCUGGAGACCGCCGUACCCGUUGUUCAUUAUCGCGUUCUGUUUUGCCGGGAUUGGGUUUGCGCUCAUGUUGGCACAGGUCAACGUCUUUCAUGCUGCGCUGCAGAACAGUACGACGCUGUUGGGAUACCUGCACGGCGGGUACGGAUUGGGAGCGACGAUUGCGCCGUUGAUUGCGACGCAGAUGGUGACAAGGGGUGUUCCGUGGAAUUAUUAUUUCUAUAUCAUGGUCGGUGUGACGGCAAUGAGUAUGGUGUUCAUUUUAUGGGCGUUUAAGCCUCGUCCGGAGGAUGCAGCGUAUGAGCUGGCGCAGAGACGGGGCUCGCUUAUGGGUUCGAAUGAAGAAGCGAAGCCACAGGGUCUGAAGACAGCGUUGAAGAAUCGUACGACCGUGAUCACGGCAAUCUUCCUUUGCUUUUAUCAGGGAGCAGAAGUUUGUCUUGGGGGCUUCCUGGUUGCGUUCCUCGUCCAAGCCCGCAACGGUGAUCCGACGGCUGCUGGAUGGGUUGCGACUGGGUUCUGGGGUGGUAUCGUCGCUGGCCGAUUCCUCCUCGGCCAUGCGAGUGCAAGAUGGGGUGAGAGACUAUGUAUCUUUGUCUACAUUGGUGCCUCGAUGGCCAUGCACCUAAUUUUCUGGCUAGUACCACAGUUCACCGUGGAAGCUGUUGCGGUGUCAUUGGUAGGAUUUGCACUGGGACCAAUCUAUCCGACAACGGUGAGUUGGUUCACAAAGGUCGUGAAUCGGAAACUGCAUGUUGUGUGCAUGUCGUUCAUGUCUGCCGUUGGCUCAUCCGGCGGUGCCAUCUUCCCCUUCGUCGUUGGGCUGGGAGCCCAGGUCAAGGGUCCCUCUGUCGUGUCUCCGGUCGUGAUUUCGUUGUUGUCCUUGAUGACCGUCUUUUGGUUCGUGCAGCCAAAGGUUCAGCGGCAUGCUGAGUGA
This is a messenger RNA of Saitoella complicata NRRL Y-17804, 1365 nucleotides long. Its product is annotated as MFS general substrate transporter. Gene Ontology annotation, molecular function: transmembrane transporter activity. Lineage: Eukaryota; Fungi; Ascomycota; Saitoellomycetes; Saitoellales; Saitoellaceae. Gene Ontology annotation, cellular component: membrane. The transcript has a single exon. Bases 1 to 1365 code for a protein of 454 amino acids. The record is from RefSeq and is a predicted model, not a curated record. Gene Ontology annotation, biological process: transmembrane transport.